AUUUAUUUAAUAAAGAGUAUAGCCGAGCGCAACCAUCCUCUGUAGCGUAGAGUCAUAGACACUGAAGCCAGUCCACUGUGAAUCUCCAAAGCUCGAGAAGAAGCAACGAUGUCAAAGCUGGGUCUUCUUCGAACCUCAAUCAUGUCAAGCCUCUCCGUCCGUACGUCCAUGGCGCAAAACCUCGGCCUCACUUCGCUUCUGCGCGAACCGGUGAGACGGUUUUCGACGGAAGCCGAAAACCGGCUUCAGGACUCUUCAACGUCCAAUCAGCCGCUGGAGUCUUCGCCGUCCGAUAAACCUCAGAAGUCUUUGCCAUCCGAUAAGCCUCAGGAGUCUUCGCCGUCCGAAUCAUUUUUCGAAACCCCAAGCACAGGAUCGGUGUAUGGGAAGCUGCUUGGAAUCAAAAGGAAUACGCUGAAGACAGACGUCGUGAAUUUGCUGGAAGGCUGUAAUUUGAGUCUGGAUGAUGUUAAAAUGGAUUAUAAUCGGUGGUUUACGGCGAUGGGAAUGUUGGUGCAAUUCCCGUCUCGGCAAGCCUAUGAUAACGCAAUGAGGGUGAUUGGCAAAAAGGGUCGCCUGUUUAAAUUGGAGAGGGCUAAUCGAGCGGAAUGGGACUCUCUUACUCCCCAUGAUGGAAAAACGGUUUUAUUGCAAGGAAUCCCUCCUAAUGCAGUUCCAGAAGAUGUAGAUCGUUUUCUGUCUGGUUGUGAAUAUGAUUCGUCUUCCCUCCAAUUAAGUUUCAGACCUUCCCAAGAGCCCACUAAAUGGGCAACUGUUCGCUUUCGUACUCAAACUGAGGCAAUGAAUGCAUUCGACGAAGAUAUUUCUGAAAACACUUUAAAUGGACUUGCCUGCUGUUACCAGGUUUUAUUGCAAGGAAUCCCUCCUAAUGCAGUUCCAGAAGAUGUAGAUCGUUUUCUGUCUGGUUGUGAAUAUGAUUCGUCUUCCCUCCAAUUAAGUUUCAGACCUUCCCAAGAGCCCACUAAAUGGGCAACUGUUCGCUUUCGUAGUCAAACUGAGGCAAUGAAUGCAUUCUUUUUGAAGAACAAAGGCUUCUGCCUGAAUGGUGAAGUUUUGAUGCGUGUUCUCCAGUAACAGUUUCUGCUUUCUUGGUUCCCUUUGUCAGGAGCAUUGCUUUGAGACAUGAUAAAAUGAGGAUAGGAUUUUGUAGUAUCAUCUGAACUCGGUAUAUGCUGUUA
Prunus avium (sweet cherry) is the source of this 1199-nucleotide messenger RNA. The record is from RefSeq and is a predicted model, not a curated record. NCBI's taxonomy places the organism in Eukaryota, Viridiplantae, Streptophyta, Magnoliopsida, Rosales, Rosaceae.